AUGGGAGAUAUAGCUAGCGCCCAAGUCUCAGACUCGGUGGCAUUCCAACAGGAAACUACUAAGGUCGUCGAUACAGUAGCAACUGGAGGUCAUCUGCCAUCCCAAGGCGAGUCAGAAACUGCUCAGGACCACGAGCUUUCUCCACGGUCCCAACAACACUCUGCUGCAUCUCAGAACGCUUUCGCAACACAGUUCGACAUGUCUCAACCUCCCUCGGGCCCUCGACCGGGGCCAUAUAACAUGGCACCCAUGGCCAACGCUCUCCCUCCGAUGGGUUUCCGACCUGGACAGUAUCCUCCAACUACCCAGCAACGCAUGAACCCAGCAGGGUCGCCUCCAAUAAUGCAGCACAUGUCACAGUUUCCUGGGCAUCCAGCAGUUCCAGUUGCUGGGCAGGGUUACUAUCUACAACCGCAAAUGGCGCCAUACUACGGGAAUCAGAUGCCUCAAGCUCAAGCGACACCUGCAAUGGUUCAGAGGCAGAACAUGGCAUAUUUCCCUAACCAGAUGAUGAUGAGCCCUCAGCAAUCGACUUACUACUACCCUCCCGGUCCCCAAUACCAGGCUCCUGCGCAACCUCUACCGAACGGCGGCGUUCCUGGUCACUAUCCAGGUGGGGGGGCUAUGCCGAAUGAACCACGAAUCAUGCCGCAGCAGGCAGAUUAUGGAGUAGUUCACCCGCAACCUUUCAAGCAGGGACAAGGUAGGACUGGGAAGCAAUCUCCUGCCAAGACUGGACUAAAGAAAACCUCAGAUGGGUCAGAGAGAGAGAGACGACAGAGUGCAGUGCGAGGCCCUCCUAGAAAGCCGCGACAGAGUGGACACGCGAUCUGGAUUGGCAAUCUUCCUCCACAGACCGACCUUAUGAAUCUUGUCCACCACGUUUGCAAAGAAACGUCCGGCUUGGAGUCACUUUUCCUCAUCUCUAAAAGCAACUGUGCAUUUGCCAACUUCAAGGACGAGGAAACCUGUAGCGCGGCACAACAGAAGCUACACGACUCGAAGUUCCAAUCGGUCCGCCUUGUUAGUAGGCUGCGCAAGAGUACAGUGGAGGGUGCCGCUGGUGUGACAGCCCCAACUGGACCAUCGGUGGCCACAGCGGCACCAAAGACCGACCCAGUACCAGACAAGUCGCAAACGGAUAGCGAGCUGCUUGACCCAGGAGCUGAGCCGACAGGAGCUCACAAGUCAGGUGUUGCUGGCGAUGCCUCCCCACAGAAGGAUAAAUUCUUCAUUCUGAAGAGUUUAACGGUUGAGGAUCUUGAGUUGAGUGUUAACACCGGCAUUUGGGCUACUCAAUCACAUAAUGAGGAUGCACUAAACAAUGCCUUCAAAGUCGCUGACAGCGUUUACCUGGUGUUCUCGGCCAAUAAAUCGGGCGAGUAUUAUGGUUACGCUAGAAUGGUGUCACAAAUCAACGAAGACCCUGCAGCAGCCAUUGAGUUUGCGCCAACUGCCCAAGCAACCAGCGACCUUGACCUUCCGAAAGCUAUACCGACCGAAGCGACUGAGCAGGCUCCUAAGGGCCGCAUCAUUGACGAUUCUGCCAGGGGUACGAUCUUUUGGGAAGCUGAUCGAGAGGAUUCGGAGACGCUAUCAGAUGGGGAGAGUGAAGCUGAAGUGUCGGACACCAAGAGCAACGCUGGGGAGGAAGGCCCUGCUAAGACGUGGGGAAAGCCUUUCAAACUGGAGUGGCUAUCUACAAGCCGACUACCGUUCUAUCGUACACGAGGAUUGCGCAACCCUUGGAAUUCGAAUCGCGAGGUGAAGAUUGCACGAGAUGGUACCGAACUUGAACCAUCAGUUGGGCGAAGGCUUAUCGGACUUUUCAACCGUGUGCAGAGCCCAGAGACAGUUCAUCAGGGCGUGCGGGUUCCCAUGGCCAUGAUGCAAGGCUUCGCCCCAGUACGACCAUACGGACAAUAA
Fusarium coffeatum is the source of this 1926-nucleotide messenger RNA. RefSeq lists its product as uncharacterized. The transcript is spliced from 3 exons. Gene Ontology annotation, biological process: mRNA splicing, via spliceosome; regulation of alternative mRNA splicing, via spliceosome. Lineage: Eukaryota; Fungi; Ascomycota; Sordariomycetes; Hypocreales; Nectriaceae. Gene Ontology annotation, cellular component: nucleoplasm. Gene Ontology annotation, molecular function: N6-methyladenosine-containing RNA reader activity; mRNA binding. Bases 1 to 1926 code for a protein of 641 amino acids. The record is from RefSeq and is a predicted model, not a curated record.